Molecule: messenger RNA, 1202 nt
Organism: Punica granatum (pomegranate)
Lineage: Eukaryota; Viridiplantae; Streptophyta; Magnoliopsida; Myrtales; Lythraceae
Source: RefSeq, a predicted model, not a curated record
UACAAUUACUCUCCUCCAAUCGGUCGAAAAAUGGCGAAGGCGGUGGUCUACGCUCUUCUCGCCGCCGCUUUCAUCAUCUUUCUUGUCACCUCCCCAGCUUCCCAGAAAGGCCAUGGCCGUGAUCGCUGGCUUGCUGCAAACCGCCGGCUCGGUUCCAAGUAUCCGGCCCCGAAGUUCGACCCGCUCGUGACUGAGAUUGAGCGGAAGAACGAGGAGAAAAGCCCAAGCCACUACGAUGAUGAUCACAGUCUUAUCGGGAACCUCGACGAUCCGUCAAGCAUGUACUUUGACGAUAAUGGGAAGUUGAACAUGACCUUGAGGCUCACGGUGUUGUUCCCUUUCAUCGACAAUGAGCCGAAUGAUGGGCUUAUCAGUUCUAAGGAGUUGGAAAUGUGGUACGUGAAGCAGGCAAAGGAUCUGUUAUUUUAUCGGACGCGGAAGGAGAUGGAUUAUUACGAUAAGGAUGGAGACGGGGAGAUUUCGUUUAGGGAGUAUCUUCCUCAGUUUUCGGAAGAAGACAUUGAGAAAAACAGAAUGGGCCACGGAGAUCCCGGGUGGUGGAAAGAGCAAAUUAACAAUGCCGAUCUUGAUCGUAAUGGGACCCUCUCCUUCUACGAGUUUAUGGACUUCUUGCACCCAGAAGACAGCAACAACAUAGAGAUCCACAGAUGGCUCCUGAGAGAAAAAUUGAAGCGCAUGGACUCGGAUCGUGAUGGGAAACUCAACUUGGAGGAGUUCAUGGACCACGUCUAUGCUUUCUACAAGACUUACGCUGAGUUCGAGAACGGUAGUGCUGGGGACGUACCCCAACCGGAAGAGAAGUUCGCUGAUCUUGAUGUGAACAAAGACAAGGGGUUGGACGUAGAGGAAUUGAUUCCGAUGCUUCCUUAUCUGCAUCCGGGAGAACUUUCUCAUGCUAAAUAUUACAGCAGCUAUCUCAUUCAUGAGGCUGAUGACGAUAAAGAUGGUAAAUUGAGCCUCGGGGAGAUGUUGAACCACGAAAUGCUCUUCUACACCUCCCUCUUGGAUGUCGAUGAAGACGACGACGAUUUCCACGACGAACUCUAAAAAAUUGAUCAUCAGUACUAGGCCAGUUCAUUCCAAGAAAACAAAAUAGAAUUUUGAUUGUCGUCGGUCUCUUCUGAAGAAGAAAUUUUGUAACGAAAAACCUCCAAGUACUAUGCACGUAGUAUAUGUGUAUA